Molecule: messenger RNA, 11608 nt
Organism: Neocloeon triangulifer
Lineage: Eukaryota; Metazoa; Arthropoda; Insecta; Ephemeroptera; Baetidae
Gene: Nipped-A
Product: transformation/transcription domain-associated protein
Exons: 28
Coding region: 115-11508 (3797 amino acids)
Biological process (GO): regulation of DNA-templated transcription; DNA repair
Cellular component (GO): nucleus; NuA4 histone acetyltransferase complex; SAGA complex
Molecular function (GO): protein binding; transcription coregulator activity
Source: RefSeq, a predicted model, not a curated record
AUAAAAAUACACAAAAAUUUGAUUUCGCGCUCCCAAGGUAUAAUUUUUCGCCGGUUUUUGCCAAAUUUUGACCAAAUUUGGGGUCGAACAUGUGAUUUUCUGUGACCCCGGGAUAUGGCAACAGUCAAAGCAGCCAUGGCCACCGACCCGAUGACCCAAAUGAACCACUACCGGUCCUAUGUGACCAUGCUCGCCGACUCGAGUGCCAAGGACGAGAUCAAAUUGAAGGCUGCACAGGAACUCAGCGAGAAUUAUGAGUUGAUCGUCAACUCCCCUCAGUAUUUGAUGUUUUUAGAGCAUUCAAUUAAAAUUUUCAUCAAAAUUCUAAGUGAGGGAGAACCCCACUUUAUCGCCGAGUACAAUAUUCAGCAAGUCCGAAAGUUGAUCCUUGAGAUGAUCCACCGUCUUCCUACCAACGACGCUCUUCGGGUCCAUGUGAAGCCUUUGAUCUCUCUAAUGUUCAAAUUGCUUGAAACUGAGAACGAAGAGAAUGUCCUAGUCGCUCUAAGGAUCAUUAUCGAGCUCCACAAGCAUUACCGACCAACCUUCGGCCCCGAAAUCCAGCACUUCUUGAAUUUUGUCAAAUCCAUCUACCUCAAUCUUCCUAAUCAUCUGAACAAAAUCUUUGAGCCGAAGCCAAUGCUGCGCGUCAAAGAACUAGCAGAAAUUAAUUUGGAAGCUCAUCUGGCAGAAACGUACACCGUAACAGCCAUUGUCAGCGAAAAGAAAACAGCAGACGGAACUCCGAUUACGUACAACCUGAUUCCGAAAGCCAUUCACUCCCUCAAAGUGCUUCAGGAGCUGCCGAUUAUUGUUGUACUCAUGUACCAGCUUUACAAGAACAACGUACAGAAGGAGGUUGAAGAGUUUGUUCCUGUAAUCAUGAGCACAGUGACGCUGGCCCCUGCUCAGAACCACAGAGACAAUCCGCACUUUAACAAAGAAGUCUUCGUAGACUUCAUGGGCGCCCAGAUCAAGACCCUCUCCUUCUUGGCUUACGUUGUUCGCAUUUACCAAGAGACUGUCAGCCAGCACAGCAACUUGUUGGUUCAAGGGGUGCUCGGCUUGCUCACUCUUUGUCCACCGGAAGUUACACACCAGAGGAAAGAGCUUCUAGUUGCCGCCAGACACAUUUUGUCAACUGAGCUGCGAGUCAAGUUUGUGCCUUACCUAGACCAGCUCUUCGAUGAGAAAAUUUUGCUUGGUGGGGGAUGGACUGCCCACGAGACUCUGCGGCCUCUAGCGUACAGUACCUUAGCAGAUUUGGUGCAUCAUGUGCGUCACCUUCUGCCAGUUAAGCACUUGGCCAGCGCUGUGCAUCUCUUCUCAAAAAACGUUCAUGACGAGUCGUUGCCCACCAACAUACAAACCAUGUCUUGCAAAUUGCUGCUAAACCUGGUUGACCUAAUACGCCAGCGGAGCGAGUCGGAAAACAACAUAGCCCAGGGACGUCAGAUACUGAUGCGAAUGUUGGAGGUCUUUGUCCUCAAGUUCAAGACCAUCGUCAAGCUCCAACUUCCGGUCCUGGUGAACAAGCUGAAGCAGCCAAAGGAGGAGAUUAAAGUGGCCGACACAAAGGACAUCGAGAAGUCAAAAUUCGGCUUCCCACCGUCGCAAUCUCCAAACUACAAUGUUGCAGACUGUCGAAGUCUUGUCAAGACUCUGGUCUGCGGCGCAAAGACAAUUACCUGGGGCUGCGCAGCCUGCAAAACAACAGAGACUGGGCCCAAGUUUCAGGCUAAGGAAACGCUUGUUUUUAUAAAAUUGGUCAAAUGGGCAUUGCAGGCUCUGGACAUUUACACUCUCGGAGCUGCUCAAACCAAUCCAAUGCAGGCUAGAGCAACAGCCAUUCAAACUGUCCGUAGCAAAGAAGAAAGAGAAGUUCUAGAGCACUUUGCUGGUGUCUUCACCAUGAUGGACUCCCAGACAUUCCAGGAAAUUUUCUCCACCUGCAUUGACUACAUGGUGAACAGAAUAGCCAAGAACUCGGCCUUGCAGAUAAUUGGCAACACCUUCUUGUCCAACCCUACAACUUCGCCUAUCUUUGCCACUGUCUUGGUCGAGUACCUGCUAAAACGGAUGGAUGAGAUGGGUCACAAUGCCGACAAGUCAAAUCUUUAUUUGCGACUCUUCAAACUGGUCUUCGGUUGUGUUUCUCUAUUCCCAGCUGAGAACGAGCAAAUGCUCAAGCCACAUUUGCAUCAAAUCGUCAACAGGGCAAUGGAGUUGGCACUCAGUGCUCGUGAGCCAUACAACUACUUCCUGUUGCUUCGAGCUCUUUUUAGGUCUAUUGGUGGAGGAAGUCAUGAUCUGCUAUAUCAAGAGUUUUUGCCCCUGCUGCCACAUUUACUUCAAGGUCUCAAUGGCCUUCAGAGCAGCCUCCAUAAGCAGCACAUGAAAGACCUCUUUGUGGAGCUCUGCCUCACUGUCCCAGUGCGUCUGAGUUCCCUUUUGCCUUACCUGCCCAUGCUGAUGGACCCUCUGGUCUCGGCCCUCAACGGCAGCCACACCCUGAUAAGUCAAGGUCUCCGAACUUUGGAACUGUGCGUCGACAACCUGCAGCCUGACUUCCUCUAUGAGCACAUCCAACCCGUCAGAGCUGACCUGAUGCAGGCCCUGUGGCGCACCUUAAGGAACCCUGCUGAUCAAGUAGCUCAUGUGGCUUUCAGAGUGCUCGGAAAGUUUGGUGGUGGCAAUCGGAAGAUGAUGAUUGAGCCUCAGAAAUUGGAAUACAGACUGUCGGAUGUGAAUGACCCAAGCAUUGUGGCCUCCUUCCCGGAGUGCAAGACCUUGAUUGCGCUGCCAACCACAAAGAUCAUUGAGACGGCCUUCAACGCCAUGAAGAGCAACACGACUGACCCAUUCUACAGACGACAGGCCUGGGACGCUGUCAAGUGUUACUUGGUAGCUUCUCUUAAUUUGGACGAUGACAAGGCCAUGCUGGGCAAGUUCCUCAUGCUGCCGUCUUUCACUGAGAGCAAGAUUCCAUCCCCAGGCACUCCUCCCUAUCAGUCCACAGACAAAGAAGCAAGGAAGACCUUGCAGACAGCACUCACUGCUAUGUUUGUUGCUGCGGCCAUCAAGGACCUUCGAGCGCAGGUUUUGCCUUUCCUGGUUGCAAUUGUGCGUCAUCUGACUCUGGUGGCGGUUGCCCAAGAGGCAGGACCGCAGCGCCGGCAGGCCUCAGGAAUGGAUCCUUUGGUUCUGGUUGACGCACUUGCUGUAAUAAUGGGCCACGAGGAGAAAGAACUCGUCAAGCCUGGCAACUUGGCUUUGGUGCUGAUCAUCGAAACAAGCUCAAAUGUGCUGGGAGGCAAAGAAAGGGCCUGUCGACUGCCUCUGAUGCAGUAUUUGGCCGAGAAAAUGUGCAACCUAUGCUACGAGCGAGCGUGGUUCGCCAAGGUUGGCGGAUGCAUUGCCAUCAAGGCCAUGGUGCAGCGAAUGGCACUCAAAUGGGUCUACGAGCACCUAUUUAUGUUCCUGCGGGCUUUGCUCUUUGUAAUGAUGGAUCUCACGGGAGAAGUGUCCAACGGCGCAGUGGACAUUGCUAAGAAUCUGCUGGAAAAGAUGCUUGUCACCUGUGUUGCGCCUCCGCCUGCAGAUUCAACUGACAGGGACGAUCUGCUUUCUGUUCAAAGGAAGAGCCUGGACGAAGUUACUCAUGAGCUUACUAGACAAGUUACUUCGCCCAACACACUAGUUCGGCAGCAAGCGAUGCAUCUUCUUAAGCAGCUGGCUGAACUUCAGGGCACAACAGUGACCGCAGUCAUGGAGCCACACAAGAACGUCCUGCAAGACAUCAUUCCUCCUCGACGACACCUCCUCCGCCACCAACCUUCACAUGCUCAGAUUGGCCUUAUGGAUGGAAACACUUUCUGCACGACCUUGACCCCCCGUCUCUUUACCAUCGAUGUGUCCUUGGAUGAACACAAAACCUUCCUGAAAGACGUCAUUUUCAUCUGCGACCAGGACGACGCUAGCUUACUGAAAAAUCCAUGCUACAAGUCGCUUUCCAACUUGGUCACGAUUAGGAAAUCAGCCCUGAGAGCCCUUGCCGCUUGCCAUUACAUACCUGCCCAGAGAGAUGAGAUCUUUACUGUAUUGUACAAGGCACUCGAUAGGACAAAUACAGAACUUCAGGAAACGGCCUUCGAGUGCAUGAAACAGUUCAUCUCAGGCUACCAGGUCGAUGUAUCCAAGGUUCAUGCUCAAAUGAGACCUCUGCUGUGUACUUUGGGAGAUUACCGCAACCUCACACUCAAUGGCAUCAAACGUCUCUCUUAUCUCACUCUUCUCUUCCCGACCAGCUUCAACGAAAAGCUCUGCGAGCAACUUCUCCAGCACUUGCGUAAAAUGCUUGAAGUGUCCGUUGCCCCAGGUGGCAAGGUGGACACAGAGUUGGAGAAAAUGGCAGCUAUUGUGUCCAUGUUCCACCAGAUUCCAGCUGCCACAGCCAAGUGGUUGGACAAGCUGAGUAGAAUUGUAUUCCAAACCGAGCGCACUCUGCAAAUAGAAGCCAGUUCUCCCUUCCGAGAGCCUCUGCUUAAAUUUUUGCUUCGUUAUCCCAGUGAGACCAUCGUGCUGUUUUUGAAUGAUGCCAACAUCAAGGAGCAACAGUGGAGCAGAUACUUGGAAUAUGUUAUCAAGCACAAGGAUGGAGAGCCCAUUAGGGAGAUUCUGCAGAAUAGUACUUCCCGUCUAAUAGAAAUGGCUAAAGGAAUUGGGGUGAACGGCUUGGCCUUGGCAGACCCAGACCGCAAAGAAGUGGUUCAUCAAAGUGUCAGACUGACAUUUGUACUCUCUAAACUGAACGAAGAAUGGAUGUCCGAGCAAGCUUUGCUGAUUGAAACUCUGCUCGACAUUUGGUGCUCAACAGAAAUGCAGGCAGUAGCUGACAGUUCUGAGUACUGGCAGCAGCCAAGACUCUUGGUCAAGAUCCUCUUGCGCUACUUCUGUCAGCACACAGACAACAUAAACCUGCUCUUCCAACUUUUGAGAGCACUUUGCGGCCGCUACAUGCCGGACUUCUACUUCUUGAGGGAGUUCUUAGAAAAUACAGUUGCCCCAACAUACUCAGUUGAAUGGAAACGAAGCGCCUUCUUCUUAUUUGUCGACCUGUUUGUGGAUGCUCCAAAGAGUGGACAACACCCUCUGAGCCAGGAGCUGAAGGCCAAGAUUUUACAAUAUAUUCUCAUCCCAUGCUUCUCGUUCAGCUUUGAAAAUGGAGAAGGUGAGACACUGAUUGGAUCUCCAGCUGCCCCAGAACAGGACAACUCCGAUAAUGUUGUCAGUGUCUUCAUCAGUCAAGUAAUAGAUCCCGAAAAUCCUUUUGCAAACGCGGACUGUGUUCGGAUCCUACUGCUGCAAUUUUCUUGCCUGCUGGUCGAGCAAGCCUCACCGCACAUCCACGACGCGGCAAACAAACGGCAGGGUAACAAGCUUCGCAGGUUGAUGACCUUUGCUUGGCCAUGCCUUCUUGGCAAAAAUUGUGUUGACCCAGCAACUCGAUACCACGGACACUUGCUGCUUUCUCACAUAAUCGCGAAGUUUGCCAUCCACAAGAGAAUUGUUCUCCAAGUUUUCCAUAGUCUUCUGAAGGCUCAUGCACUGGAAGCAAAAACAGUGGUUAAACAAGCACUGGAAAUUCUCACCCCUGCCAUGCCUGUUCGAAUGGAAGACGGAAAUACUAUGCUCACACAUUGGACCAAGAAAAUUAUUGUUGAGGAAGGUCAUCUCAUGCCUCAACUGUACCACAUCCUGCAACUAGUUGUGCGUCACUACAAAGUUUACUAUCCCGUGAGACAUCAUUUGGUCCAAUAUAUGGUCACCUCCGUACAGAAGCUAGGAUUCAGCCCCACGCUUGCCAUGGAGCACAGGAAGCUUGCUGUUGAGCUUGCCGAAGUAGUGGUUAAAUGGGAACUACAGCGAGUGAGGGAUGAAACAGGUGAAAGUCCAGCCACCCCUCAGAGUGCAGCAAGCAUUGGAGAAAAACGACCAGCUUCCCAGUCAGACGAUGAGCCGGCUCGCAAGAGGCACACAUCAGGCAGUCUGCCCAAAGCAUUUGAAGGAAGUUCCAAACCCAUAGAAAAAGUUCACGCCGAUGCCAUUCUGAAUGUCCUCCUUCGCCUCGCUUGCCAAAUAAAUGACAGCCAGGGAGCAAACGCAGCUGCAGUUGCAGCAGGCCAGGCUUCACAGGGAGAGAUUCUGUCCAGACGGUGUGUUGCUCUCUUCAAAAUGGCCCUGAAACCUGACAUGUGGCCUCACUGUGACCUGCGACUCAUCUGGUUCGACAAACUUCUCUCGACCGCUAAUGCAACACCACAGCCCAAUAUUGCCAACAUUUGCACUGCUCUUGAGUUGCUGACUUACCUCUUGAGUGGAGUCUUUGUUCGUGAGCAAAUUCUGGCAACUUUCAAGCCUUUGCAGAGGGGACUGGCUGCUUGCAUGACAUGUUCUAACUUCAAGGUUAUUCGCCUUGUUCACGGGCUUCUUUCAAGACUCAUGAGCAUCUUUCCAACUGAAGCUGCAACUUCUCAAGUUGCAUCUCAGUAUGAAGAGUUGAAUGCUCUCUACGCCACCGUCAGCCGGGUGAUAUUCGAAGGGUUGGAGGCAUUUGACAAGAAUCCAAAUGCGUCUGUUUCAAGUUUGUUUGGAACCUUGAUGCUACUGAAAGCAGCCUGCAUCAGCAAUGUGUGCUACGUUGACCGUCUGAUCUCACUCUUCAUGCGUGUCCUGCAAAGAAUAACAAGGGACCAUUUGACACCGCAACAACAAACUCAGCCUGGUGCAGGAGAUAAUAACAGUCCAGUGGCCAAUGAGAUGCUGAUUGUCAGUCUGGACCUUCUGAAGGGCAGAGUAGGCGUGAUGGGAGUUGAAAUGAGGAAGAGCUUCAUUGGGGGCGUCCUUGUCGGCUUGAUCGAGAAAACUCCUGAUUCGAAAGUGAUGAGGGCCAUCAUCAAAAUGAUGGAGGAGUGGAUGAAGAGCAGAGACCCUCAGGUGAUCAACCAAGGUCCCUCCUUGCGAGAAAAGUCGAUACUGCUUGUUAAGUUAAUGCAGUACACAGAGAAAAGAUUCCCAGAAGAUGCUGAUCUGAAUGGAAACUUCUUGGAAAUUGUCAAUUUCAUUUACAGGGAUGACACUCUAAAGCAGACAGAGCUUGCCUCAAAACUAGAGCCAGCCUUCAUGAGUGGACUGAGGUGCAGCCAGCCAGCAAUUAGAACUAAAUUCUUUGAGGUGUUUGAUGCUAGCAUUAAAAAACGUUUGUACGAUCGGAUCCUUUACAUCAUCACUUCUCAAAAUUGGGAGACUAUGGGCCCACACUACUGGAUCAAACAAAGUGUUGAGCUACUUCUGGCCACUGCAGCCCCACACACUGAAAUUCGCACAUCAGCACCUUCAGUUGUGGUCCCCGGAGUUUGCAACUCGAUGACUGAGGACAAAGCUGCAAUAUCCAGCAUCAAAGAUGAGCCAGUGGAUGCGCAUGCUCAGGAAGAGAAAUAUGAAGAGAUUGACUUUGAACUUGGCGAGGAUGAACUACGAAAGCAGGAAAACUUGGAAAGGCCUGAUAGGCGUCAUGCGAUUCGUCUGCUCGUCGUUCGACAGACCAAGUUCCUCGAGUCGUGCCGUGAAAUUAAAACCGCUCACUUUUUGAACGCCACCUCGCAACUUUGCCACUUUGAAGUAAGUCUUGCCGAGAGAAUCUGGCUUGACUUGUUCCCCAGAGUGUGGAAGGUGAUGACGGACAAGCAACAGACAUCCCUUCAGGGAGAAAUCAUCCCCUUCCUCUGCAGUGGAGCUCACGUUAUUCAGCGAGAUUGCCACCCCAGCGCUUUAAACACAUUUGUUGAAUCUGUCGCCCUAUGUGAACCACCCAUCCCAAUUACACCGUGUCUGAUGACCUAUCUUGCUAAAACUCACAAUCUCUGGCAUCGGAUGGCUUUAAAUCUGGAGAGACUUGCGUUUGAUCCCAUCUAUGCUGCCAAAAUGAUUGAAGAAAAGCCUGCUGACUGCUAUGACUUUGAACCGACUUCUGCUUUAGCAGUGCCUCAGAAGGAGUCAAUGGACGCAUUAUCAGAUCUUUAUUGGAAUCUCUGUGAAGAAGAUCUUUGGGCUGGUCUCUGGCAAAAGCAUUCUCACUUCAAGGAAACCAGUGUGGCCAUUGCGUGGGAGCAACAAGGCUAUUUUGAGCAAGCUCAGGCCACUUAUGAGGCAGCAAUGAAACUGCUGAAAGAUGAAAAGGUCAUGAGCACACCACAAGCCCAAGCUUCGAUCCAAAGAGAAUCUGCACUUUGGGAAAAGCACUGGAUUAGGUGCUCAAAGGAGCUAAACCAGUGGGAGCAACUGCUGGAGUUUGGCAAGAGUAAUGUGGGCAGCAAUGCACAGCUCCUGUUGGAGAGUUCGUGGCGCGUUCCAGACUGGGCCCUCAUGAAGGACUGUUUGGUCCAGGUGGAGCAGAACUGUCCUAAGGAGCUUCAGUGGCAACUGCAUCUCUACAGAGGCUACCUGGCUGUAUGCAACACAGACGAACAGCACCUCGGUCUCAUCGAUCGUCAUGUGGAGGCCUCAAGUGCUCUUUGCAUGCGAGAAUGGCGCAGACUGCCCCGAGUUGUUUCGCACAUACAUUUGCCUCUUUUGCAAGCUGCACAACAGAUUAUGGAGCUCCAAGAAGCUGCUCAAAUUCACCAAGGAUUCAUUCAUGCCCGACCAACCUCCUUCCAUGACAUGAAAGCCAUUGUCAAAACGUGGAGGAAUCGGCUACCAGUUGUUGCGGACAAUCUCAGUCACUGGAGUGACGUUUUCACUUGGAGGCAGCAUCAGUACCAAUUUAUAGCAAACCACUUCAGUCAAGGAGGGGAAAGCCAGCCUCAAAACAACCACGCUAUAAUAGGAGCACACUCUUCUGCGUCUGCCAUCAUCACCUUUGGCAAAGUAGCUCGCAAGCAUGGCCUGGUCAACGUGUGUAUAAACUCGCUCUCUCGAAUAUACACCAUACCAUCUGUGCCAGUGAUGGACUGUUUCCAGAAGAUACGUCAGCAAAUCAAAUGCCACCUGCAGCAAGGUGGACCUAAAGAACUGGCAGAAUGCCUUGAGCUGAUCGAAAGCACCAACUUGACCUUCUUCACGAAAGACAUGACGGCUGAGUUUUACGCCAUCAAGGGUCUUCUGUUGGCCAAGUCAAAUCGCUCCGACGAAGCAAACAAGGCUUUCUCUGCAUCAGUACAACUCUUCGACACUCUGGCUAAGGGCUGGUCUCUGUGGGGAGAGUAUCUGGAAGGUGUGUUUGUGCAGCACAAAGAUGACAAACAACUUGGAGUGGCUGCCAUCGCUUGUUUCCUGAAUGCUUGUCGUCACCAAAACGAGAGCAAAUCUCGCAAAUACCUGGCAAAGGUUUUGUGGCUGUUGUCCUAUGAUGACUCAAGAGGCCUCCUUGCAGAGGCCAUUGAAAAAUACUCAACACAAGUUCCCCCUCUUCAGUGGCUGCCAUGGAUUCCGCAGCUCCUGACUUGCCUGGUUACUCAAGAAGGCAAAGUGGUGCUGAACUUGCUUAGUCAGGUUGGAAAAAUGUUCCCUCAAGCAGUCUACUUCCCGAUACGUACCUUAUACCUAACUCUCAAGAUCGAGCAAAGAGAGCAUGUUAAAUUCAUCGAGAGUGUGGAACAGAAAGCUGCAGCCAGCAAAGCCAAUGAUGGAAGUGGAAGUCAGCCAGAAACUAAGAAGCAGACCGAGAACACAAUCCCCAUCAGAGCAACCCCUCCGAUGUGGCGCUGUUCGCGAAUCAUGCACAUGCAGAGGGAAAUACAUCCCACCGUCCUGGCUUCUCUCGAGGGCAUUGUGGACCAGAUGGUUUGGUUCAGAGAAUCAUGGUAUGAGGAAGUUCUGCGGCAGCUCCGCCAAGGUUUGGCAAAGUGCUAUGCCCUUGCUUACGAGAGUCGAGGAGAUGUCAACGAAGCUAAAAUCACACCACACACGCUGAACUUUGUCCGCAAACUUUCUUCAACUUUUGGCAUAGGAGAAGUGCAAGCAGGGCCUAGUGCACCUGGAAACACUCUGUACUCGGCUUCCUCGGAAAGUCUGGCCAAGAGGACGUUGGCCACCGUUCAAGAUCCUGUGUUUCACAAAAUGAAGGAGCAAUUCAAGAAGGAAUUCGAGUUUUCCGCACCAGAAACUAUGGGACUGCAUAAUUUGAUCAAUAAACUCAAAAAGUGGAUUAAGACUCUGGAAAAUAAGGCCAAAAUUCUGCCAAAGUCAUUCCUGAUUGAGGAGCGAUGUCGUUUCCUAAGUAACUUCUGUCAGCAAACAGCCGAAGUUGAGCUGCCUGGAGAAUUACUUCUCCCUAAACACGCACAUUAUUAUGUGAGAAUUGCCCGAUUCAUGCCAAGAGUGGAGGUUGUCCACAAACACAAUGCUGCCGCGCGACGAAUGUACCUGAGAGGCCACAACGGUAAAAUCUACCCUUACCUGGUUGUGAAUGAUUCUGGAUUGGGAGAGGCAAGAAGAGAGGAGCGUGUUUUGCAACUCCUCAGACUCCUCAACUUAUUCUUAGGAAAGAAAAAGGAAACGUCAAGAAGGUUCCUGCACAUCACAGUGCCAAGAGUGGUCCCAGUCUCUCCUCAGAUGCGUCUGGUAGAGGACAAUCCUGCUUCUCUAGCGCUGAUGUCUAUCUUUAAGCAGAAACUCGCAUCAAAAGGAAUGGAUCCUGAUAGCCCAAUUGCUCAUUACUAUGACAAACUGAAGGCAAUCCAGAGCCAGGGUCAACAAGCAAGUCACCCAAUGCUGCUCAACCUGAUGAAGGAAAUUCAAAACACAAUGGCUUCACCUGAUUUGCUCAAAGAAUGGGCGCUCACCAGCUUUCCUCAAGCCACAGAGUACUGGACGUUCAGAAAAAUGUUUACUGGACAAAUGGCUCUUGCUGGAUUGAUGGAAUAUGUUUUGCACUUAACUCGGCUGAACCCUGACAUGAUCUACAUUCAUCAAGACACGGGGCUGAUCAACGUAGCCUAUUUCAAAUUUGACGUUGACGACACGACAGGAGAUUUGAUGGCCAAAAGACCAGUGCCAUUCCGACUGACACCCACUUUGGCAGAGUUCAUCACAACUGUUGGCAUCAAUGGACCUUUGACGGCGAGUAUGGUUGCUGCUGCCAGGUGCCUGGCACAACCCAGUUUUAAAAUUAUCAACAUCCUUCGAGCCAUUCUGAGGGACGAAAUGAUCAGCUGGCACAAAAAGAACCAAAUGCUCCAAAAGCAUGAGGAACGAUCAUCACAAGACUUGAUGCCCCCGCCCUUGGAGGGAGAGCAACUGGUUGCCACAGUUUCGAAAGCUGCAAAUGAUAUCUGCAAACGUCUCAAUUGUUUGGCAAAUCUUGAAACGCCUCAAGCAUCUGCUACUGGCGAAGCACUGCCUCAUGCUGACAAGCUUAUAAGCGAAAGGGUUGGAACCCUAGUAACAGCUGCCAGCAGCUCUAAUAAUUUAUGCAGAAUGGACCCUGCAUGGCACCCUUGGUUAUAAAUUACGAUUUUCUAAGUGUAUUUAUAUCAGUUGUAUGGCUGAAGUAAUUUAAGUAUUUUAUAAUAAAUAAUAAUCGCUAUGUGCGGAUUUUGUGAACCAA